Messenger RNA from Caenorhabditis angaria, 3271 nucleotides. The record is from the annotation of a GenBank genome assembly. Lineage: Eukaryota; Metazoa; Nematoda; Chromadorea; Rhabditida; Rhabditidae.
AUGCAAAGAGCUCGUUCGCGAUCAUUUUUAGUUGCUUGUUGUUAUUGUUCAACUCGCCGACCACGUGAAUCAAUGACAAUAGUUCCUUCGAUUGGAAAUGAUAAACGACAAAAAUGGAUUGAUAUUUUGGGAGAAGAAUUCAAAGAAAACAUUGAAAUACUUGCACAGCCACACAUUUGCUUGUCACAUUUCAAGUAUUUACCAAAUGGAAAACGAAAGAAAUCAUCACUUCCAAUUCCGUUGCCAUUUUGUAGCGAAAAAGAUGGAUUACCUGUAGAAUUCGAAGAUAUUCCUGAUGAUUCAGUUAUUCCAGAGAAAAAGCCUAGAAGUGACUCUGAUGUUUCAAAUAGUUCGAAUGAGUUUGUAUGUUACAAAUAUGUAUUACCAAUUUCCAAAAAUUCUCAAAUUAUUUUUUUUAGAAAACUUCCAGCUUUAUUUGCUGCUUUUGUGGCGAAGAUGUUGAAAAAUCAGAAAGCACUCAAAUUCCACGAACUGAUUUAUGUCGAAGAAGAUGGGCACAUGUUUUUGGCAGUGAAUUUCUGGUGAACUCUUUCGAAACUGGAAAUUCAAGAGUUUGCACUUUUCAUUUAGAUGAAAAACCACAAUUUUCACAAUUAUCGAUUCAAUUGAGAUCACGUGUAAAAUAUCGACAAUUGUCUCCGAAUCCUGAUACACCAACACCAAAAAAUAUUGUGAAAAAAAUGUGUUCAUAUUGUGGUUUACCAAGGAAUUUAUUAGAAAUGAAGAUUGUGCCAUAUAAUUGUCAGGAAUGGGAAAAUAAACUUGGAAGUGUUUUUCGAAAUUUUAUAAGAUUAUCAAGAGAACACUGUUAUAUCUGCUUGGCUCAUUUUGAUUACUUAAAUGAAGUCCCAAAACCAUUUCCAUUUUUCAAUGCAGAAGCUGGCUUGAAUAUUUUGAGUGAUCAAUAUUAUUUUGAGAAUUCGGAAUAUCUUGGACCUAACAAUACUCCAAUCAAUGAGGUAUUCAAAAAUUUAGAUCAGAACACAGAACAUACUUAUAUUUCAGAGUGUUUCUUCAAUUGACUUUUAUGAUCCGAAAAUAAUUAUCGAUGCAGCAAUUGUAGAAAUUUAUAGAUACUUGAGUUCAGAAAAGGUAAGAAAGACUAAGUAUUUUUCAAAAAAAAUUUUUUGAUUAGGAAUUCGCGAAACAAUCAAUACGGCAUUCAAAAUAUUUGGAUCAAUCGAAGAUAAAUCAAAUGCCUGAUUUGAUUUGUUGUUAUUCGGUUUGUGGAAAACAUCGUCCAAUUGAUGAAAUGGUCCGACUUCCAUAUUGUUCGAAUGCAAUUUCAGAAUGGAAUCAUGAAUUAGGAAAUGAAAUUGAUGUUUCAAAUCAAUUAAAUGUUAUUUGUGUUUCACAUUUCUAUCUUCAAAAAGGCACCGGCCAAAUAAUGCCAUUUACUCUUCCAAUUCCUUUACCAUUCGAUUCGUUGGUAUGUUCUUGUUUAAAUUUGAUAACUAAAAAUUCGUUCUCAAUAUUUUCAGAAGUAUAACUAUCCGGAUAGUGUUAUUAACGUGAAAAUCAGUCAUGUAAGUUGAUUGAUAAAACUUGUUUGUGAAUAUACAGAAAAUAUUAAUUUCCAGAUUCCUCCCGGAAAAUGCAAUCACUGCGUUGAACAAAAAAAGACGGACAAUUUGAGUUCACCAAGUUCGAAUAUCACUCCAAUCAAUUCAGCUGAUCAAUUUGAUCCAAUUUUUCUCAAUUCACAAUUGUCACAAUUAGAUCAUUUUCAAUUGAACAAUGAUAAUAUUCCAGAUAAUUCUGAACAAGUUAACCAACAAACUUUAAAAGUUCCAAAUUUUAAUAACAAUUUUCUGUAAAUAUUGAUCACUUCCCCUUGUUAUUUCUUUUUGUUUUUGUAUAAAUCUAUCUGCUUUUUUAACAGGAUUUUUGCUUAUUGUUUCAAAAUCGUCGUUCAUACGAUAAUUAGUAUUUUCAAAAAAAAUUGCUAUGGGAAUAACUAUUUCUACAAAUUUUUUCAGAAUGCCGAAAUGUUUAUGUUGUCGGAAAACUGGCAACAAAGAAGAUAUGGUGAAUAUUCCCAAAAAUUAUAAGUGUUUCGUAAAAUCCAUGAAUAUUUCUGUGAAAGAGUUUGAGGAACGAAUGAAGCAUUUUAAAACACAUUUGAUUUGUAUUGAUCAUUUGCCAAAAAAUGGAAAUUCAAAAAGGAAACGGGUCAGUUUUUAUUCGAAAUUUUUCAAAAAAUAUUUUCCCUAAUUUUAAGUUUCUGCAAUUACAGAAUCCUCAAACUGAAGUAAGAAAUAAAAUCUGGGAACGUAUUCCACAUUACAUAAUUUGUCGAUAUUGUGAUUCGCGAUGUCAUCCAAAACAAGCCACUCCAAUCCCAAGAAACAUCAAAAUUUUGGAAAAAUGGUUCGAGAUUUUAGGACCAGCAUUUAAAGAAAAGGUCAAACAGAAAAGGAAAAAUUUCAUUUGUCUUUCACAUUUUGUAUUUCCUAAAGGAGUCCAUGUUCGAAAACCGAAUAACUUACCGAUUCCAUUGAAGGUGAAGAAUGAGGUAUCCUUUUUCAUAAUAUUUUCUUUGAAAAUAACUUGAUUUCAGAAAAAAAGAGCUGGUUGUUUUGUCGAAAUCAUCAAGAACUGAUAAAAAUACAAAAGUGAAAGAGGAGCACGAAGAGAAGUAUUCAUAUCCACUUCCUUGUCGAUAUUGUGGUCUGAAAUGCGAUCCAAAACAAAUGACAUCAGUUCCAAGAAAAGAAGACAUUUUGGAAAAAUGGAUCGAAAUUUUGGGUCCGGAAUUCGAGAAAAAUCUUCAUGAUACACGUAGAAACUAUAUUUGUUUGAGUCAUUUCGAAAUUCCUGGCGGAGUCAAAAAUCGAAGUCAUAAUAAUUUUCCGAUUCCGAUGAAAAAUAAUAAUCAGGUAUGUUUCUGAUGAGAAAAAAUAAUAUAUUUUCUCAAUUUUUUAAAUUUCAGAUACCUGAUUCACUCAAAAUUUCUGAUUCUGAAUCAAUUGAACACGAUUAUGAUGAUAGUUAUGAUGAUGAAAAUGAUGAUUUGAAUAUGCCAGAAUUAGAAAGAUUUGAUUUCGUUAAAGAUGAACAACUUGAUUUGAAUGAAAAUAUAGAAGAAUCAAAAAAUACAAUAUCGUUGAAAAAUCCAAAAAAGGAAUUGAAUGGUUUGAAAAACGCAUAUAAAAGAAGUCGAGAAUGUCAAUAUUGUGGAGAAAGAAAAAAUACAACAAUUGAUGACGAAAACACCAACAACGAAAGAAGUUUUCGAGAAAUGGUGUAA